AUGCCUACUCUCUAUAAAGGACCCAAGAUUGCUGUUGUGGUCCAUCCCUAUAACAACGGAGGGUCUUGUCGUUUAACUCUAUGGAGAAUGUCCAACCCAUAUGCAGCGGUUUAUCCCUCCAUAUCUGAUGAAACUGGGAUAGAAAUAUCUACCUUUCUCCCAAUCCCAUCAAGAGGUCUGAUGUCUGUCCUGCCGCACCCAUUCUACCAGUCAUGUUUCACACCUGGCACCGCCCGUGCGGAUCUCAGGCAGCACCUCCCGUGCACUUCUGACGUUCCAUCCCCUGGCUAUGGGGAAUACACCGUGCGCUUCUAUCAGGCUGUUCAUAUGGCAAUGAGUUCGGUCGAAAGCUCCAAUCCUGUGGUUUCACAACCGGUGAGAUGCUUUGCUCCUGUGCGUCAGCUGGUAGACCAGAUGUACCAACUCGGCGCAUGCUGA
Messenger RNA from Aspergillus luchuensis, 438 nucleotides. RefSeq lists its product as uncharacterized. The record is from RefSeq and is a predicted model, not a curated record. Lineage: Eukaryota; Fungi; Ascomycota; Eurotiomycetes; Eurotiales; Aspergillaceae. Bases 1 to 438 code for a protein of 145 amino acids. The transcript has 3 exons.